AUGGGGGCACUGUCCUUCCUCAGCUCCGAGCUGAGCAUGCGCCAAGGCGGGCCGGGGAAUGCUUGGCCGUCCCAGGAGGACGCCCCUGGGCGCAAGCCUUUAGCCAUUACUUUGGGUCGGGCCCUUACCUCUGCCAUCUCCGAGCCCCGCCGCAUCUGCGUUUCACAGCUGAGAAAACGAGGCCGGAAACGUCACCCAGCUACCGAGGCGGCUCAGAAGCAGACACGGGCAGUCGGCUCCCAAACCUCCGUACUUUGCCCCACGGCCCGCUGCCCCAGAGCUGGGGGCCGGGGACGCAGGGACACGGCUCACGGGACAGAGGAAGGCUGGGAGGCUGCGGCGGCGGGGGCCGGAGGGACCAGGGCCGCGGACCGCAGAGGGGAAGCGGGGCGAGGCAGUGAACACCAAGCGACACCUGCCACCGGCGGAAGCAGGGGCGUCACGUGUCCCGCCCGCGUGGCCCGCGUGGUGCUCGCGGGCACCCGCCCCCCACCUCCCAGCGGCCCUCAGCAGCUCCCUUUCCAAUUUGCUGCUCUUCCGGGAGUUGGUUAUCCCCAGGGAAGGAGGGCGCCCUCGUUGCCACGGCAACGGGAGCCUCCCAGCCCGGACACCUGCCCCGCGCAGCCCCGCCCCGCCCCGCCCCGCCCGGGGGAGGGGUGGAGGCUUCAGGCGCUGGGGCCUGAGGGAAGGAGGGGACAGGAAUUAAAACGCAGGGUCAGAGGGAAGGGACAGGAAGAAAAAUGGACGAGAGGGCCCCUGACAAGCCCCUUGGCCACUGAGCGCUUCCUCCCGCCCCCGGCGCUCCUCCGUCAAAGGCCGCGUCCCCGGAUCCCGAGCUGGCGGGUGGGGCUGUCGGACGCUGCUGGCGUCUCCGCGUCUUCCAGGAACCCCGGGGCGUGUUUUAAAGUCUCGGGAACGGAGCGCGCCGGAACGGAGCUUUCACUCUCCUGCCCCGCCCGCCCGGACCGAGAAGGCGGCAGCAGCAGCCCUUUGAUUAAUGGAGUCUCCUGGCGUGGGAGCGUCGAGCCACUGCCCCGCUGGAAACCCCUGGUGCCUGCUGGCUCCCAUCUGGAGCGCGUGUACGCCCAGGUCUGCAGACCAAGCCGAAGCCUGGCAGCUGAAGCGCCUCUGAGACAAAACAGCUCCGAUCUGUUCUGUAGAGGACAUCCAUUCAAUCCUGGGAGUAUGUACAGGGAAUACACUUUAGGCAAGAUGUCGUUGGUCUUCACUGUGGCAGAAACAAAGAUGAUUCCUGCAUGGCUGUGUCUUUUUCAUGCUGAAAAAAGCUGAAGUGGGCGGUCAGAACCUGCAUGUGGUUUCUGGGACUUCCUGCCCUGAGGCACCCUGGGUGUAUCAAAUGGCCCAGGGGAAUCCAGUUUGGGUAGGACAGUAUUUUCUAAGUCAGCUGCCUACAAGGAAUGGAGCGUUCGCUUAUGUGGCUUCUCCCUACGGGGAACCAGCAGGACAGGGUAGCUUUGUUUCUAUUGUGGAUCCUUUCUCUUUAAACGCCAGAUCUGCAGGCACUGGUGACUUCCAGGAGUCUCCCUGUCCCUUGGUGUCACCAAGAGGAGAGAAGCAGGUGGAGAGCUAAGGUUUCCUCUUUCCAGAUCACCAGGCCUGCAGCACACCACACAAAGAAGUGACAUUACUGAGAGGCAAUUUUCCCCAGUCAGUUCAGACGUGACCAAGUCUGGGCUGACCAAGUGAUCCAGCAUCCACAUUGGAACCUCUCAAUAAUGAAAAGAGGUGCCACUGAUAAUUGCAUGGAACUUUCCUGAGCAAACCAGGGUGUGUUCACCUUACCUGAGGGGUUGUUUCCAUCUGCAGGGGCCAUGAUAGAAGGUACUGCUGAUACUGCUGAAACAGGACAGUUGGUUAGCUCCUCCCUGAAUCCUUCAUCCUUUUUAAGAAUUUUAGAUGUGCAUUUUGCAAGAAUGUCUGUCUUCUAGAGACAAUUUCCUAGCAUCACUUUGCUGUAGGGAACUGGCAAACUCCUCCAAAGGAAACUAAAGAUUAAUAUUCAUUUUUAAGCUGCUCCUGUUUUUUUUUAAUAUUUAUUUUUUCAUGAGAGACACAGAGAGAGAGAGAGAGAGAGAGGCAGAGACACAGGCAGAGGGAGAAGCAGGCUCCAUGCAGGGAGCCCAAAGUGGGACUUGAUCCCGGGUCUCCAGGAUCAGGCCCUGGGCUGAAGUCGGCGCUAAACCGCUGAGCCACUUGGGCUGCCCUGCUCCUGUUUUUAAUACUGUUCAAUUCUUAUUGCAGUGCUGAAUUAAAUAUUCAUAUUUAUUUAUCUAUUUAUUUACUUAUUUAUUUUAAAGAUUUUAUUUAUUUAUUCAUGAGAGACACAAAGAGACAGAGGCAGAGACACAGGCAGAGGGAGA
Molecule: messenger RNA, 2381 nt
Organism: Canis lupus familiaris (dog)
Lineage: Eukaryota; Metazoa; Chordata; Mammalia; Carnivora; Canidae
Exons: 4
Coding region: 1-1290 (429 amino acids)
Source: RefSeq, a predicted model, not a curated record